AAUUCGCUGGAAUAUUCAAUAAUUAAGAGCGAUAUCCCCGCGAAAUAUUAAACGGAAUUGUUAAAAAUCGUACAGUAUCGAUUGAGUGUCUGAUUGGUUAAACCAGUGCUUAACGCAAGUAUGGCUGCUUUGCCGUCACCUACGCAGGUGGCUGGAUGCCAUACUGCAAUAUAUGAAGCUUAUUAUAAUCAGAUUGAUCCAAAUGGAUAUGGACGGAUUGAGGCAAUGGAUGCUGCAAGAUUUCUUAAGAAAUCCCAGUUGAGUGAUGUUAUUUUGAGUAAAAUAUGGGAUAUGGCUGAUCCACAAUCAAGGGGUUCUUUAGACAAAUCUGGCUUGUUUGUUGCACUCAAAUUAUGUGCAUUGGCACAAACAGGAAAGGAUUUGAAUAUGUCUAAUCUAAUCCUAGAAUUGCCACCACCAAAGAUGGGAGACAUUCCAGUCAUUCAACAGAAGGCUAUGACUAAUGCUUUGCCUGUAAUAACAUCUGUCAAUAAUGGAGAUUGGUCAAUUAAUCCUACAGAACGAGCAAAAUACGAUCAGCUUUUUGAUAGCUUACAGCCAUCUAAUGGCUAUAUAUCUGGAAAUAAAGUAAAAGGUGUUCUUAUGGACAGCAAACUUCCCAUGGAUACGCUUGGUAAGAUUUGGGACUUGGCAGAUAUGGACAAGGAUGGUAUGCUGGAUAGACAUGAAUUUGUAGUUGCUAUGCAUCUUGUAUAUAAAGCAUUGGAAAAAUAUGCAAUACCAAGUGUACUUCCACCAGAAUUAAUGCCACCUAAUAAAAGGAAAGACAUUAUUAUUUCUAAGACUAAGUCUCCUACACUGAUAGGCAUGGCAGUUACUGCAUCACCGUCAUCGCAAACACAAGCACCACCCUUAUCAAAUACGACGACUAUUAAGAGCUUGACUGGAUUAGAUGCUGUAAAAACAAGCGCGCAACAUUGGGUAGUUUCGGCCGAAGAUCAAAUAGCUGCGGAAAAAUUAUUUUUACAAGCUGACAUGGACAGAGAUGGAUUUGUCUCUGGUUUAGAAAUCAAGGAUGUCUUCCUACAAAGUGGACUUCCACAUUCUGUGUUAGCCCAUAUAUGGAGUUUAUGCGAUAUUUGUCAAAGUGGAAAAUUAAAUAAGGAACAAUUUGCCAUAGCCAUGUGGCUUAUCAAGCAGAAACUCAACGGUAUAGAUCCUCCGACAAGUUUAACCCCUGAAAUGAUACCGCCUUCUGUACGGAAAGUUGGAGAAACUAUUGUGGAAAACAAUAACAUAUCAGGCUACUCGAAUCCAGAGUUGAAUAUGAUAAGUAAAGACAUAGCGGAACUUGUACGUGAAAGACAAAGUAUGGAACAGGAUAUUGCGCAAAAGGAAGCCGAUAUUAAGAUAAAGAAUGGAGAAAUCAAAAGUCUUCAAAGCGAAUUGGAUACGCUUGCGGCAACAUUGAAGCAACUUGGAAAUCAGAAGGGUGAGGCGCAGAAGAGAUUGAACGACUUAAAAGCCCAGAAGACUGAAGUAGAUAGAGAUUUGAGUGAGGUCGAAGAGAAGAUUCAAAAGGAACAGAAGAAGGUCGAUAAACUUCGCCAACAAGCUGAAGAACAAGAAUCGGUGUUGCGGAGUCAAGAAGAAGAGUUGAACUUCAAAAGACAAGAACUCGAAGGACUGCGACAAGAGGAGCAGCAAUUAGAACAGCAACAGAAUAAAAAUAGGGACCAGCUAAAUGAGUUGACGAAGAAAUUGCAAGAUACUCAGUUAGAAAUCUGUCAAGCGAAGGCUAAAAUUACUCAUUUACAAGAACAACAACGUCAGAUGAGUGAUGCAAUUGCACUUUAUGAUUCUGCGCUCGCUGCAGGAGACGUCAAUCUUGUACCUGAUACUAGUCUGCAGUUUGUACCCGAGAUUGAAGAUAUAGAAUAUGAAACAACUAAGAGUGCAGGUGAAGCGAAUGAAAUGAAAACAGAUACAACUGGGACUAGCACUUUAAACGGAUUUGGAGAUCAAGAUCCUUUUGCAUUGAAUAAAGCCAAAGAAACAUUUAGCGCACCGAUAUCCGAUCCGUUUGGAAGCGCGUUUUCUGCGCAACAAUCUAAUAAUUUUACAGCAGAUCCUUUUACUGCGUUUGAUAAUACCAAUAUGGUGGUAAAGCAAGAUCCUUUUGAUCCAUUUGAUAAUGGAAAACGAGCUGAGAAUAAAACGUCUACAAUUACAUUGAAUGCAAAAGAUCCGUUUGGAGAAGAUCCAUUUGCCAAUCUUCAUGCUCCUCCUCGUCCCGAGAGCCCUAGUCCCGCUCUUCCGCCAAAGAAAGCGAAGCAACCACCGCCACGUCCAGCUCCACCUCGACCGAGUCAAGGUCCUACUGGGCCAUUGAGAGCAGCACCUGCACCUCCAACGCCUUCACCAACUCCAGAUCCAUUUGCGAAUGCAAAUUCAGAUCCAUUUAGCGCUCAACAAACAAUCGAUAACAAUAAUAGUUUUACAUCUUCCGGAUUCGCCGACUUUACCAAUUUUGAUUCUAAGCCAGAACCGACGGCUAAUCAAUCGACUCCACCAAGAGCAACGAGUAAAAUCCACGUAACAAUGGCACAACCAAAGCUGUCGGACUUUACGGAGGAUCCUUUUCGAGACUACCGUUAUGAAGACCCUUUCAAUAUAACGGAUCCAUUCGCCGAUGAGAUGACAGAGGACUUGAACGCAAACGAAAACAGGGGGACGAAUAAAACAGAUCCUUUUGGUUUUGAAUCGAUUUCUGCGUUCUCGAGUAAGAACACUCCGGCUAAAAUUUUCGAUAAUAAUUUCUCUAAUACCUUUCCGCUCGCUAAAACAAAAACCGAGAAGAACAAUGUAAGCGAUACGAGUAGCGCAAGCAAGUUCGACGUCGAUUUUGGAAAAGCGUUUUCCAUUGAUAACAAGAACGUUCAAGAUAUUGAUUUUUCCCAAGCGUUUGCUAAUGUCAAGUCAAGAACAAUCAAUCUUGACGAAGCAUUUUCAACUAAAGACGCAAAGACCAUCGCGAGGCACGAGUUAAAUAUAAUGCGCAUUUCAAAGUCUAAUAUCACUUAUAACGAUGACAAAUUUACGAACAAUUUCGGAAAGACGUGGAGCGGUAAUAACAUAACUAAUUUAUCGGAGGAGGAGCAACUGGCGUGGGCAGAAAAGCAGAGUAUAAAAGCAGAAGAAGAGAGGCUCAGGCGUAAAGAGAAGGAAGACGCCGAACUAGCUCUCGCUCUCGAAUUAAGUAAACAGGGGAAAUCGGAAAAUGUUUAACCUUUAAUGAAUAAUACUAUCUCUUUUUUUUAUUGAUAUUACCGUUAAAUUAUAUGAAAAAGUUUUGUAUCUCAUAAUAAAUGACAUUGUGCAAGUUUACAUUAUUAUGCAUUAGCAUAAUCACGUAUAGAAGCGAAAUGUAGACACAAGUUAUCAGAUUGACAAUAAUAUCGGGUAUACAGAUAUUAAAGAAUAUACUCGAACGAAAAAGAGAAAUUAUCAUGAAUGUUAUUAUAUGUAGACAGAUUAUUUUCGAUUGUGAGUGUAACUUUGAAAUUUCACAUAUCUCUCAGAAUUUUUCAAAUUGUUUAGAAAAAUUUAUAAAAAGACUUAUUUUAUUUUUUCAUAUUUUUUAUUUUUAUUUUCCUUUCUCUUGAUCAUAAUAAUCGACUAUUCGCACAUGAUUAAACGUGAUCCGAGGGUGUUGCACGGCUUUUUUGAGUUACAAUUAUAAAUGUACGAAUGAUAAUAAAAAUAAAUUGAAAAGUUCAAGUUGUAAAAGUUAUUCGAUUAAAGCACACAAUAAUACAGCAUCGUUAAAAGUAUCGUUAUUAAUAUAUAAAUGCCUAUAUAGUAAUCGAAUAUUACAAGAUUUCGAAUAUUACGAUAUUUGUCGCUAUUAAUUCGGCAUACGAGAAUCUAAGUCAUGAAGUUUACUUCGCGCCAGCCUUUAAUAACUUCAUGUAAGAGAGAGAAAAGAAAGAUAUGUAUAUACACACACAGGGUUUCCCAUUUUAAUUUCCCCAAAUAUCUCGAAAAAUAUAGAUAUCAAAAAAAUCUUUCAGGGUUCCACAACUCUUAACCGAGAUUUAACUUAAAAUAUAUUAAACUUCGGUUAAAAGUUAACCAUGAGUUGUAAGGCUGAGCCUAAAUGAGCCCCAUGUCGGUUAACUUAACCGAGGUUGGUGAAAGAGACCCUAAGAUGAAAGUGGAAUGAUUUUGAGGGGGAUGUAUUUUGGUCACGUUGUUUCUUUUUUUAGAUUGAGUAGAGGUGCCAAAAGAUAUGAAGGUUAUAUGAUUUUUUAAUAUAAUAUAAUUCUUCUAAUUACACAGACCGACAAAAUUUAAGGGAAGGGGGGGGGAGUCUUGUGUUUCGUACUUCGAAAGAUGUUUUCGUAGGAUUUUGAUGCGCUGAAAGCGACUACGUUGUUCGUUUUUUUCCAUUACCCUCCAUUUUUUAAAUAAUCGCAAAAACAGUUUUUUCCGGAAGUAUUUUCUUUAUUAAUUUUUUCCAGCUAAACAAAAAAUUAUAUCGAGGUCUGUUUUGCGGCAUUUAACUUAGAAAUGUUCCAACAAUACUAAAAAUAUUUUUUCGAUUCUUAUAAAAAUGUUUCUUAUAAAAAUGAUUCUUAUAAAAAAACGGACAACGUAGUCGCUUUCAGCGCAUUAAAAUCCUACAGAAACAUCUUUCGAAGUUCAAAGCACAAGUUUUUUUUCCCCC
Messenger RNA from Trachymyrmex cornetzi, 4690 nucleotides. It is a transcript of the gene Eps-15, whose product is annotated as Epidermal growth factor receptor pathway substrate 15. Gene Ontology annotation, cellular component: clathrin coat of coated pit; cytoplasm; plasma membrane. Gene Ontology annotation, molecular function: cadherin binding; calcium ion binding. The transcript is spliced from 14 exons. Bases 121 to 3249 code for a protein of 1042 amino acids. Gene Ontology annotation, biological process: endosomal transport; endocytosis. The record is from RefSeq and is a predicted model, not a curated record. NCBI's taxonomy places the organism in Eukaryota, Metazoa, Arthropoda, Insecta, Hymenoptera, Formicidae.